Molecule: messenger RNA, 2701 nt
Organism: Sorghum bicolor (sorghum)
Lineage: Eukaryota; Viridiplantae; Streptophyta; Magnoliopsida; Poales; Poaceae
Product: cationic amino acid transporter 2, vacuolar
Exons: 13
Coding region: 305-2299 (664 amino acids)
Biological process (GO): amino acid transport; transmembrane transport
Cellular component (GO): membrane
Molecular function (GO): amino acid transmembrane transporter activity
Source: RefSeq, a predicted model, not a curated record
UCCCGGUCUGCGCCGUUCUCAGAGCGAGCAACAAGUUUCCAACAGAGACGAUACCAGAAGAACGCACGCGAGAGGGAACCGCGAGCCAAGAAAGCCAGAGGGGUUAGCUGCGGCCGCCGUCCGAGCUCUUGCCGUCCCCAUCCACCCCUCUCGUCCUCCUCUUCCUCCUCCUCUCUCUCUGUCUUUCGCUCCGUCCAGCCGCCGCGUAAUCCGCGGAACCAACCAGAUGCACUUAUCCGCCCUCUGAUCGAAUCCGGCGAGAAGAUUAAGGCCGGUUCUUUGUCCUGCCGAGCCGGCGAUCUUGAUGGCAUUGGAGGCGGGGAGCAGUGGCGGCGGCGGGAGGGGAUGGGGCGGCGGGUUCCGGAGCCUGAUGCGGCGGAAGCAGGUGGACUCCGAUCGGGUCCGCGCCAAGGGCCAGCCGCAGCUCGCCAAGGAGCUCAACGUGCCGGAGCUGGUCGCCAUCGGGGUUGGUUCCACAGUUGGAGCUGGAGUAUACGUUCUCGUGGGAACAGUUGCUAGGGAGCACGCUGGUCCGGCAUUGACAAUUUCAUUUCUGAUAGCUGGAAUAGCUGCCGCGCUUUCAGCUUUCUGUUAUGCUGAGCUUGCUAGUCGUUGCCCCUCUGCUGGAAGUGCCUACCAUUAUUCAUACAUCUGUGUUGGAGAAGGUGUUGCCUGGUUGAUUGGCUGGGCUCUUGUGCUGGAAUAUACUAUUGGUGGAUCUGCUGUUGCCCGUGGCAUAUCUCCAAAUUUAGCAUUGUUUUUUGGAGGACAAGAUAGUCUGCCAUGGAUUUUAGCACGCCAUCAGCUUCCAUGGUUUGGUAUCAUUGUUGACCCCUGCGCAGCUGCUCUUGUUUUUGUUGUGACUGUUUUACUGUGCGUGGGAAUUAAAGAGGUUGCCACUUUGAUCGAUUCGUAUAAGUUCUUCCUUUUCUUCACAAAUACACAACCACUUAUGGCCAUUCUAUUUGAAAUGCUGCAGAGUUCAUUUGCACAAGGAGUGGUAACAGUUCUGAAUGCUUGUGUAAUGAUAUUUGUUAUUGUGGCUGGUAGUUAUAUUGGCUUUCAAAUAGGAUGGGUCGGCUACAAGGUUUCUGACGGGUAUUUCCCACAUGGAGUAAAUGGAAUGCUUGCUGGAUCAGCAACUGUUUUCUUUGCAUACAUAGGCUUUGAUACAGUCGCUAGUACAGCUGAAGAGGUAAAGAAUCCACAGAGAGAUUUGCCAUUGGGAAUUGGAGCAGCGUUGGCUAUUUGUUGUGUGUUGUAUAUGGCUGUUUCUGUCGUUAUUGUUGGGCUGGUACCAUAUUUCGCCAUGGACCCAGAUACUCCUAUUUCAUCUGCCUUCACAGAACAUGGAAUGCAAUGGGCCAUGUAUGUUGUGACAAGUGGUGCUGUUCUUGCACUCUGCUCGACCUUGAUGGGUUCACUUCUUCCACAGCCUAGAAUACUUAUGGCCAUGGCACGAGAUGGUCUGUUGCCAUCCUUCUUCUCUGAUGUUAACAAACAAACUCAAGUACCUGUUAAGAGCACAAUUGUGACUGGCAUUUUUGCAGCUGCUCUGGCUUUUGCAAUGGAUGUUUCACAGUUAGCAGGAAUGGUCAGUGUAGGCACACUUCUUGCAUUCACUAUAGUUGCUGUCUCAAUCUUGAUACUCAGAUAUGUCCCUCCAGAUGAGGUCCCUUUGCCACCCUCUAUGCAAGAAUCAUUCCAUUUGAACCAGGAAUGCGAUGAGGAAACGGACAGGGGCCUUCUUGGCGUUGGGAACUGUAACUUGUCUCAGACAAAGAAUGUGAUUGUGGUAGUAGAAUCAGUGAAGGACCCUCUCAUUGAUAAAAGACUGCAUAAAGGCAAGAUGGAUGAGACUAAACGCCGAAAGAUUGCCUCUUUAAGCAUAGCGUCUGUGUGUGUAGGGGUUCUGAUCCUCACAUCUUCAGCCUCUGCCACAUGGUUGCCUUUUCUCCCGAUAUGUAUUGGCUGCAUCAUUGGAGUUAUGCUCCUUCUGGCUGGCCUCAGCUUGCUCUCCUGGAUCGACCAAGAUGCUGGCAGGCACUCCUUUGGUCAUUCCGGAGGAUUCACAUGCCCUUUUGUUCCAGUGCUACCAGUUUUGUGUAUCCUGAUAAAUACGUAUCUGUUGAUAAACCUGGGUGGUGACACAUGGAUGAGGGUUGGCAUAUGGCUGCUGAUGGGUGUUCUUGUGUACGUUUUCUAUGGACGAACCCACAGCUCCCUAACAGAUGUCGUCUACGUUCCGGUAGCACAAGCUGAUGAGAUAUACAGGAGUUCAUCAGGAUAUGUAUCAUAGAAAAGAACAGCUGCAGUCAUGUGACAUGAUAGAUUUACAGAAAGACCGACCGGAUGAUAUAUUAUUUACUUAAAAGGUGGUUGUUGGCCAUCUGUUGUAGAUAAUUGGUUAUCAGCCAGGAAAGACGGGAACUGACUGUUAUUUCUUUAAUGCUUGGCCAACAAGAUCUCGUGGAUGCAACUUUGAAAGAUAUGUUCACGAGGCAGGUCAAUUUACACAUUGUUGGAGUGUGUGUAGAUGUGGUGUAUAUAAACCCAAUUGGGUGGAAUAUGUGAUACAUAAUUUGUGUAAUCCAUGUAUAGCCCUUUGUACUGAAAUGUGAGGGCAUUCAGAGGACCUAUUGAAACAGAACACGGAUGGCAAAAGAAGCCAGCUUUUUUUUUUUAUCAUGUCAUCAACAAA